Messenger RNA from Daucus carota subsp. sativus, 414 nucleotides. RefSeq lists its product as uncharacterized. The record is from RefSeq and is a predicted model, not a curated record. Lineage: Eukaryota; Viridiplantae; Streptophyta; Magnoliopsida; Apiales; Apiaceae. The transcript has a single exon. Bases 1 to 414 code for a protein of 137 amino acids.
AUGGAAGUAGAUCAUUAUGCUAUUCUUGGUUUACCAAGUGGUGUACAAGGUACCAAACUCUCUCUGCAAGAAAUCAAAAAAGCAUAUGAAUCAAAAGCUUUAAAACUUCAUCCAGACAAAACUCACAUGAAUUUUCAGAGACUCCAAAACUCGUAUGAGAUCCUCAAGGACACCAAAACUCGAAAAGCUUGCGAUGAUCGUGUUCGAGCGAAACAUGAAGAGGUUUUACUGCGCGAGAAAAUGAGGAAGAAAAGAGAGUUAGCGGAGGAAAAAGCUCAAGAAGAGGAAGAAAGAAAGAAUGUGAAGAUGAGGGCUGAGAUGAAGAAGAAAAACGAGCCCGAGGUUGACACAGAUUUAGAUUUUAUCCUUAAUGUAACUUUAGUUCUUUUAGUUUCCUUAGGUAUAUUUAAUUAA